Vanessa tameamea is the source of this 2572-nucleotide messenger RNA. RefSeq names its product kinesin-like protein KIF19 (gene Kif19A). Lineage: Eukaryota; Metazoa; Arthropoda; Insecta; Lepidoptera; Nymphalidae. The transcript is spliced from 15 exons. Gene Ontology annotation, biological process: microtubule-based movement. The coding region runs from base 237 to 2405 and encodes 722 amino acids. The record is from RefSeq and is a predicted model, not a curated record. Gene Ontology annotation, molecular function: microtubule motor activity; microtubule binding; ATP binding.
GUCCAUGUGGAGGCAUGCCGGAGUAAAUACUGCGUUUGAAUUGUAUUGUAGGUAUAUGUAAUGUGACAAUUUAUGAUUACGAGUUAGAAAUUACUGUGUUUUCUAAUUGUGAUAAUAACUUAUGUAAUUUAUUAUCUGAUAUAUUAAUCUGAUAACGGUUAGUGCUGUGCAUUGCAGUUAUAAUAUUAAAAAAUUGUAAAAAAUAGAGGAGUGGAGUUAAAUAGAACUUAAAGAUCAUGACUCAGAGCAUCUUGAACCCGGACAAAUUUCACAGCAGUGGUCGCUCUGUUAGUGAAGAGAAACUAAUGGUGGCGGUGCGAGUACGACCGCUACGCGGUGAUGAAGGUCCCCGUAUCGUCCACGUGGUCAGCGAUAAGAUGCUAGUCCUAGAAGAAGAGGCUGAUGUGCGCCGUGAUGUGCUACGACAACGUCGCGUCAAUGACAAACAUUACGUUUACGACCGCGUCUUCGGGGAGGAUAGUACUCAAGAGGAUGUUUAUGAAGUCAUAUGUGCGCCUCUGGUUGGCGAUACCCUUAAUGGAAUAGCAGGAGCGAUUUUCGCCUAUGGAGCAACAGGAGCUGGGAAAACACACACGAUGAGCGGUCUCAUGUCUAGAGCCCUUAAUCAUCUCUUUACAUCCAUUUCGGAAAGCGAUGACACCGAUUCUUUCGAUGUAAAACUAUCCUACAUCGAGAUCUACAAUGAAAAUAUUCGCGAUUUAUUGAAUCCCGGCGCGGGACCUCUUGAGUUACGCGAUGAAGGUGGCAGCGGACCGCCUGUUGUUGCAGGAUUGAGCGAGGUACGUGCUCUUGAUGCAUCUCAUGUUGCCGAACUCCUUGCCAGAGGCGAUCGUUCAAGAACAGCGGAACCAACUUACGCAAAUCAGCAUUCGUCGAGAGGACAUGCUUUACUCAGCGUAUCGGUGAGCAAAACAGUUUCAAAUGGUAUUCAACGUGGGCGGUUGUUCCUCAUCGAUCUAGCGGGAUCCGAACGUGCUGGUUUAAGAGCGCGACGUCUUGAGGGCGCUCACAUCAAUCGGUCACUGCUUGCGCUUGGCAACUGCAUUAUGGCGCUCUCUGGCGGUGCCAGGUACGUAAAUUACCGAGAUUCGAAGCUAACGCGGUUGCUGCGCGAAGUGUUGGGCGGGCGCUGUCGUACGGCCAUGGUGGCGCACGUGUCCCCCGCAGCAACGCACCGCGACACCACGCGGUCCACGCUGCAUUAUGCACAACGCGCCUCUGCGAUCACUAACAAGGUUGAACGUGAACUGAUUGAAACUCCGAUGCAUUUAUCACAAUAUCGUAAUGUUAUUCAUGAGCUGAGGGAUGAAAUCGCACGACUUAAAACCAAGAUGAAAGAUGAUCGUUCAAAAAGUAGAGAUGAACAACUAAAAAUCAACGAAGUGUUAUCUAAAGAAGAAUGCGAAGAGAAAUCAGCCCAUUUAAAAUCUCUUCGCGAAUCGAUCGUGUCCACGUUCAAGCAACAGAUGAGACUGAGGAGGCGAUUAAUGGAGUUGGACAGUCACUUGUUGGGACUCGCGCUGGACGCGGAGAGACAGCAUGCGGCUAUCUCACACUGGGAAGCUCGUUUCAAUAGACUCUAUAAGCCCAUUAGUUUCACUGGGUCAAGGCUAAGCACGCAGCAAAGUUAUAGAGGGGGCACAGGCGCUUCGAGCACCGCUAGCGGCGGAAGCGGCUCCGAGCGCGCUGAGGCGGAGGUGGCAGUGGAGCAGGCGUGGGCAGAGCUGGCGGCCGUCGAGCGUGAGCAGGAGACCGCACGCGCAGAGCGUCUGCGCAUCGAGCGACAGUUGGAGCAGGUGCGGCUGCGGGGCGCACAGCUCGAACAGGAGCUGCCAGCGCACAUUGAGAAUGGUCCGGAGCGAGAGGUGCUGUCGCUGGUGUGUCGCGUGCAUGAGCUGGAGGCGGACAAGCUGGCGCUGCAGGGCGAGCGCGCGGCGCGGGCGCACGAGCUUCGCCGGCGGGACCUCGCGCUGCAGCGACGCGACGCGCAGCGACGACUCACUGACGAAAUCAUCACGAGACAGCGACGCGCACUCGAAGAAUAUGGCAUCGGUGUCCAACAAGAUUUAGCUCAACUCUACGAAUUAUAUCAACAAGAAAUUCAUGCGUCUACUUACACUGACAGUAAUGAUUAUUACACUCCAUAUCGUUUGCCACCUAUUUCAUUGAGUAUGUCAGAGUUGGCGUGGUCGGAGAGCUCGAGCGGGUCUGGACGAGGCUCGAGCUCGGGCUCGGGUGGCGAUCGCCGCCUGCCGCAACUCGCGCCAACGCCGCGCCCACGAACGAGAUAUAGUCAAGCAAGCGCAACCACCCUAAAGCGUUACUCGAGCGACGAUAGUUUGGUGAUCACCGCCCCGCGCGCGAGCGACCGCGCCGCGCCUUGAACUGCAUCCACAUACGGAGCCUUCUCGUAUCAUUGGUAUGGCAACUAUGACUUGUAAUGUUCAAAUCGACCAUGGUUUGAAGGUGGAUUUUCUCAUUCGUGUGUAUGAACGAUGAAAUCCAUUAUUUUCUAUAUAUAAACCGGUAAAUGAUAUAAUCUUUACAAAUU